CCAGAAGUAACCACUUAAUUUGAAAGUAUAAUGAAUUUUCUCUUUAGCUGCCAUAGAACUGUGUGGUUUUACCCUUUGUCAGGUGACAGCAUCUCCUUAGUCAAAGCAGAGUCUUAGAAAAUGAGGGAAUGGGCUGUUGGGUACUUCAGCAGAGCAUUGCUCUUACAUCCUAUGUCCAAACCAGAGCACCAGCUGCGCUCUACAUUCCAAAAAGUUUGAGCAAAUAAACUGACAAGUAUCUAACACUACAAGAUGGGAAUUGGAAUUAGUUCAGAGAGCAAGGAGUCAGCCAAAAGAUCUAAAGAGUUGGAGAAAAAGCUUCAGGAAGAUGCUGAGCGAGAUGCAAGAACUGUAAAGUUGCUGUUGUUAGGAGCAGGAGAAUCUGGAAAAAGUACCAUUGUGAAACAAAUGAAGAUCAUCCAUAAGAACGGUUACAGUGAGCAAGAAUGCAUGGAGUUCAAAGCAGUAGUUUACAGUAAUACAUUGCAAUCCAUCCUAGCUAUUGUGAAAGCCAUGGCAACCCUGGAGAUUGAUUAUGUAAAUCCUAGAAGUGCAGAAGACCAACGACAGCUUUGUGCGAUGGCAAAUAGCCUGGAAGAUGGCAGCAUGACACCGGAACUGGCUGAGGUAAUAAAACGACUGUGGAGAGAUCCAGGAGUUCAGGCCUGCUUUGAAAGGGCAUCUGAAUAUCAGCUCAAUGACUCAGCAGCAUACUACCUUAAUGAUUUGGACAGAAUAGCAGCGCCUGGCUAUGUCCCGAAUGAACAAGAUGUUCUACAUUCUCGAGUGAAAACAACUGGAAUCAUUGAAACUCAAUUCUCCUUUAAAGACUUGCAUUUCAGAAUGUUUGAUGUAGGUGGACAGAGAUCUGAAAGAAAGAAAUGGAUUCACUGCUUUGAAGGAGUUACAUGCAUUAUAUUUUGUGCUGCACUCAGUGCCUAUGACAUGGUUCUGGUGGAAGAUGAAGAAGUGAACAGAAUGCAUGAAAGCCUUCACCUAUUCAACAGUAUCUGUAAUCACAAGUACUUUGCAACCACCUCCAUUGUCCUGUUUCUCAAUAAAAAAGAUCUCUUUCAAGAAAAAGUUACCAAAGUGCAUCUUAGUAUCUGCUUUCCAGAGUAUACUGGUCCAAAUACAUUUGAAGAUGCAGGGAAUUACAUCAAGAACCAGUUUCUAGACCUGAAUUUAAAAAAAGAAGAUAAGGAAAUUUAUUCCCACAUGACCUGUGCCACAGAUACUCAAAAUGUCAAGUUCGUGUUUGAUGCAGUUACAGAUAUAAUAAUCAAAGAGAAUCUGAAAGACUGUGGGCUUUUCUAAUUGAUGCUUUUUUUCUUCCAGUCUUGCUCAUGUAUACUUUUCAAGAUAUAAAAGGUCCUGUGUGAUGUAUUCAGUUUUAAUAGAUACUAACUUGUAUAACUAGUGUUGUAAGGCAAAAUUUUUCACACAAACAUUUUAAUGUAUUGUCACCUUUCUUUGGUAAGCUUUGAUUUAUUUGAAUUAGCAAGGAUUGGGGUGUCUGAUGCCUUCAGUUCUGAAAACUGAUACAUUUUGGUAGUGCUUUUACUGUACAUAUCAGUGACACUGAAUUUUCUUGGAAAUAAAUUCUGCAUUGUGGCCUAUUUUAAAAUCAUAGAACGAUGGGGGAAAAAAACAAUGUAUUCUAUAUUAUUUCCAUUGGCCAGAAUUUGAGAGGCAUUCAUUUUUGCUGAUAAUAUAUCUGUGCUUAUACCAUAGAAACAUUCAAAGAUGAUACAUGUGGCAUUUUAUUGGUCAAUUACUCCUUUUCAACCAGUGCAAAUGAAAUGUUCACUAUACAUGUGCCUGUUGAUGGAAAUUACACAUGCCAAAGAAAUGCAUACAAUUUUAUUUGCUACUUUUCCAUAGGAAGAAAAAAGUAUUAAUGCUGAAUUUACCUGUAGAAUUGAGGAUUUCAAUAAUGUAUUUUUGUACCAAUCCAACUGAAAACUGGGGACCAUGUGUGAUCAAGACAGUGUAAGACUGCUCAGGCUGAAGAGUCAACCUCAGUGGAGUACUCCUUUCCCCCAUUUUAUUUCGGAGCAGCGUGGAACAUUAUUACAAUUAAUGGUUUGAGGACAAUACAUCAUGACCACAAGAGAAAAAAAAUAAUUAAAUAUCUUAGCACUAGUGUGUUUUAGCUUUGUGAAUAAGAAGUAGGAAGUAAGAGUAAAUAAUUAGGAGAUUUUUUUAGAAGAGAAACAUUGAGCUUCUUGUUUGUAGCAUAUGCUCCUUUCUAAUGUUAUAUGGUAUGCUAGUGGUCAAAGCCUACUCUUUAAAAGAUUAUUUGGUGCAUUACCAACACAAUCAUUAUUUAUGAACAGAAAAGAUGACUUUUUUUCCUUUUUUAAAGUGUGCAUCACUUACAACAUGUAUUUUUAAAACAUGUCUGAUAUCAUUUAACUUAUCCACUUGUCGAAGAUGAUAUAUAGGUCAGAACAGGAGAUCAGUGCAUAAGAUCUAUAAUUACUCUGAAAAGAGAGCUAAUUAGAUUAGAUAAUUAGAUGAGAUGAAAGGAAUAUAAAUUAAGCAAUUUGCCAAUCGGUAGCUCUGGUGGAUUUAGGGAGCCCUGUCUCAGUGUCACUGCUUCACUGUUCUGUAAUACAUUUCCAACCUAAGCACGUAAGAAUGAUCCCAUUCAGUGAGUAACCUUGACAAGAGCAUUUCUGGCUUUAUUUUCAAAAACACAAGGAGUUAUCAAUAAAUACGAUCGAAUAAAAAUGUUAGAUUAAGAAUAAUUAAUUUGAAAUUUCUUUGCAAAAUACAAGUUAUUAAGGAGCCUAAGAUAACAAAGACAAACAAUGCACAAGAAAUCAUUUAGUUCAGGCACUCAAUACACUUUUCUGGCUGAAAACCAUUAUCUAUUACACAAGUCCACAUUUUACUAGGAGCUAUAUAAUGCUUUGAGAUUUUAAAUUAAGAUUACAAAUACUAACAUUUUAUCCAUUACUUUGUCUUUUUGUUCUCCUAUUCUACUUUAAUCUAUUUUUCUCUAUCAGUGUGAAGAGAAUGUUCCAGAAAGUAAUUUUUUGAAAUAGUAUUACUAUUAUAAUUUAUAUUUUGACUCUGAUUUAUGCUUAGAGUUCCUAUUUUAGAUAACAUAGGUAGAAAGGGUAAGGUCAGAAAUGGUCUUUUAAAAAUAUAUAACUCAUUUUGAUCUUAGCAAAAAAUUAAUAGACAUCAUUUAUUUAUGAAAUCUUGUUCUGAGAACUUUAAAAAUAUAUGUUAAACUACCAAACUAAAAUUAGAGGUCAGUUGGGAUUAUCUUUUUAAAAACUGUUCGAUUCCUUCCAAUUCUAUAAUUAAAUUAAAAAAAAAACUUUUCUUCACAAUCAAAAACAAUUACUAUGCUAAACUAUUUUAAUUAAGAGAAAUUUUUAGUAGGGAAAUAUAAAUGUUUGUAUUAUUUCUUCAAUGAUUGUACACAUUAAAACUGAAUCUAUUUAUGAUUUUACUUUUUAAGUUUUUCAAUUAAAAACGGUUGGAGUGGAUACAAAGAAUUUGAGAUUAAACAAAGUAACAGAAUGGAAAACAUAGGAAGUUAUACUUCAGCUAGAAGAAACUCACCUUGAGACUAGAAAUGUUACAACUGAUUAGACUCAAAACUUUUAUUUCAACUGAAAAUUCAAUCUUUUAACUGUAUAGUUAGUGUUUUUGCUUUCAUAGUAUCUCAAACAAGUAGUAUUUGUCAUUCAAAAAUUCAAAAGUGAUUAUAAUGAUAUUUUCCUUUUCUGUUAUUUGAGGCUUUUCUUCCUGACUCAGAAUGUUUUAUAACCCUCUUGUCUUAGAUUUUUAAUACCCCCAACUCAUAACUGUCUAACAUAUGUCCAAUUGUAGACACACUGCGCUGCCUCAGAAAUCUGGUGUGGGCUUACAUCUAACAGGGUCACUAAUAACCAGUUCUUGCAGAGUUCUUCCAGAAGCAUGAGCUGAGCAACAAAUAAGCUUUUGCCUCUUGGAACUAGUGACUGGAGAGUUAAAUGAAGACGAGUAUUAAUUGGGUAAUAUCUUUGUGUCAAAAUACAAAAGUUGGCAACUUUAUUAAGAAGGUCUAUGGAAAGGGGGUUUCAAAUUCUGUGGAAUCUACAACAUAACUUAUAGAUAUCCAAUAUCCUACUGAUUAACAUUUAUAAACAAUUAACAAUUUUCAUGUAUAUCACAAAAAUAGGCUCACUACUUUUAUAGGCCGUGAGCCUGUCCUAAUACACAUUUUCUUACUCAAUCCAAUAUCCUAUUUUAAACACAAAAGGCAUUUUUAAAUACUUGACAGAGAAUUACUCAGGUUUAACAUAAUCAAACACUAUGUAUACAAGGGAAAAAAAUAUUUUCUGUUGUCUUAAUAUGGUUUCACAGUGCUACACCACAUGUAGAAAGGUUGAUUAAUGUGUAUCUACUAAAAACAAAAUAGUCGUAAAAACUAUAGGAGAAUUAUACAUUCUCUAACUUGGAAUAACUUUAAAAAUAGGAGAGAUAACAAUCUGCCUAAGUGGAGGGUUAUAACCAUCACUCCUCUGCCUAAGGUGGAGCCAGGAUUUACUGGAGAAUAUAACCAGCUAAGGCCCUCAUUCAAAACAUUUAGGUAUUUUUCUAUAUUUUUACAAACUAGCCUAUAGCCACUUGGGGGCACACUUAUAUCAUGUGUUUUUCUACUCAAAUGUUGCAAACAUAAUGAAUUUGGAUUAUUGGUAACGUUAAUGACACAGAUAAUAAAAUCCUAUUAGGAAUCACGGAUCAUUUUGUGUUUCCAGCUCAGUAGUACAUGAUAAUUUUCUGAUAAUCAUAAUAUGCACGAUCUUAGUCAAAUUUUUGAGUAUUGGCUAUUAAAACAGCUUGAAAUUUGUUUGAUAUUAUACAGAUACUUAGUUUCUUUGCAUGCUUUUAUUUUCUGCAAUUUUCAAACUAUUAUUAAAUCUAAGUAACCAUUAAUUUUGCAAAGUGUAUUUUCCCAUUAAUUUGAAUUGUUUCUAAAAUCUUGAUUAGCUUAGAGUGAAAGAAUAAUUUGAAGCCUAACAAUUAUGUUUUGUGAAUAGUUAUUAAUUAGAUGCUUAUUAGUGUGUUACCUUUUCAAUAAAUCAAAGUAAAAUUCCACUCUUCUAAUAAUAUUAGCCAUUCCAUUUUUCUUUUUAUCGCAACUUUUUCUGUAACCACCACUGCACUAAAUCAAGAGGAAAAUGAGUGCUCUGUGACAUUUUUCUAUUAACACCACUGCCACUACCAGCACAGUUUUCACUAGUAAUAGUACAAUUGUUAUUUUAAACCACCUUUGUCACACUAAUUAAGAAACAAAUAGAGUCACAAGAAGGAAAAAAGAAAGAAAAAGACCCUAAUUUACUUCACAAGGACAGUAAUAAUCCUCUAAUUAUUAUACCUUUCAGGUAAAGAAUAAUAUAUGCGACACACAAAUAUAGUGAUUGUUUGAAAGACAUUCACAUUUUCUAAAUUGGUCAGAUUAAAACAAACAGCACACAUAUGGAAUGGAAAAUCUUUUUUCCAAUGCAUAUUGCUGUGAGUUUCCUGAAAAACAAAAGUGGUCAAAUAUGAAAUGCCAGUAUAAUAUCAAAACCAAUGCAAACUGUCUUUUAACAUAUUAAAAAUCUUACAUUGGAGAAAAUACUAGAUGACUGUACAUAUAGUUAGCAUAUGAAAGUUCAACACGAA
This is a messenger RNA of Bubalus bubalis (water buffalo), 5673 nucleotides long. It is a transcript of the gene GNAT3, whose product is annotated as G protein subunit alpha transducin 3. Gene Ontology annotation, biological process: adenylate cyclase-modulating G protein-coupled receptor signaling pathway; sensory perception of sweet taste; detection of chemical stimulus involved in sensory perception of bitter taste. Gene Ontology annotation, molecular function: GTP binding; GTPase activity; G protein-coupled receptor binding. Gene Ontology annotation, cellular component: photoreceptor outer segment; photoreceptor inner segment; heterotrimeric G-protein complex. The record is from RefSeq and is a predicted model, not a curated record. The coding region runs from base 253 to 1317 and encodes 354 amino acids. The transcript has 8 exons. NCBI's taxonomy places the organism in Eukaryota, Metazoa, Chordata, Mammalia, Artiodactyla, Bovidae.